This is a messenger RNA of Salvelinus fontinalis (brook trout), 7528 nucleotides long. Its product is annotated as basic immunoglobulin-like variable motif-containing protein. The transcript is spliced from 10 exons. Lineage: Eukaryota; Metazoa; Chordata; Actinopteri; Salmoniformes; Salmonidae. Gene Ontology annotation, biological process: nucleotide-excision repair. The record is from RefSeq and is a predicted model, not a curated record. Gene Ontology annotation, cellular component: nucleus. The coding region runs from base 461 to 2035 and encodes 524 amino acids. Gene Ontology annotation, molecular function: single-stranded DNA binding; DNA endonuclease activity.
CAAAGGGCUUAUUCUGAUUGGUUAAAGAAAGCCGGAUGGCUGGCUAGGGGUUGAUGAUCCUUCGUGAACGCCGACUAAUUUGUGUAUAUGAGGAAUAAAUAGGAUCAGUGAUGUGAAAUCCCUAUAAGGUUAACAAUUUUAAACUUCCAGUUUUUAUUUUAUUUAGCAAAGCGUUAAUUUAGAACUGUGAGAAUAUCUUGUGGAAGAUUACGGUUGAGCACCCCCUAGUUACGUAAUGGGUUAGCUUAUCAUUACUGUACAGCGGAAGGAGGAGGACGUCAAUAUACAACAGCGUAUUUAUCCCAACAGGAGAAAUCCAUACUAUGUGGCUACCUAGUUAACUACCAAGUAAAAAAUCCACGACACAAUGCAAGCAUAGAUGACAACCCACCCCUCUAAACAGACCAACCACUUCAACUUUUAAACAAUUCUCUCAUCCAACAUCCCAGUCCUCUCUUCAAUGCCUAACAGUGGGGAUAGUUCAGGACCUAAUGUAUCUGGGAGUCAGCCAGGCGACCAGGCUACGCCCUUGUCCCAGCGACCCCCGCCCCCGGACAGAGAGGAUGCGCAACGCGGCAUGCUGACCACUCUCACCCGAGACUCCCUGAGGACCCGGAGAGCCUCCAGCGCUGAGAUCCAGCUCCCAUGGACCUGCCCCGUCACUCACUCCAGAGAGAAGUUCUACACGGUCUGCUCAGACUACGCCCUCCUCAACCAGGCUGCCUCUCUCUACCGGCUCCCCAGCACCCCCAGGGAGGUGGCCCACAGCAAGCAGGAUGGCAGCGGGGCCCCAUUAGUGAAGUCCAACACUGUGGACCUGUCUCAGGGUCAGGGGCAGCAUGCAGGUGUAGAGGAGGCCUCAGACGAAGACUUUGAUAUGGAGGGAGUGUCCUGCAGCAACACCAAGCCUAUCCUGGCUUGGGAGAUUGAUACCACUAACUUUGACGCUGUGCUAAUUCGAAAGCCCAGGACAAGCAACAUAAAGAGAGUCGGUACUAAGAAGAUGAAGUCUUCAGGGGGCAGUAGGAACCUGCAGGACCUUCCUCUCCACGCCUCGCAGGAUGAGAUCAAACAGAGAAAAGUCCUGGACCUCAGGAGAUGGUACUGUAUCAGCCGUCCCCAGUACAAGACGUCAUGUGGGAUAUCUUCAUUAGUUUCCUGCUGGAACUUUCUGUACAGCACACUAGGAGCAGGGAGUCUCCCACCCAUCUCCCAAGAGGGGGCUCUUCAGAUCCUAGGCUUCCAGCCUCCUUUUGAGGAGAUCAAGUUUGGUCCCUUUACAGGCAACGCUACCCUGAUGAGAUGGUUCAGGCAAAUCAAUGACAAUUUCCGUGUCCGAGGAUGUUCCUAUAUUCUGUACAAACCCCACGGGAAACACAAGACAGCAGGAGAGACUGCUGAGGGGGCGUUGUUGAAGUUGACCCAGGGCUUAAGAGAUGAAACCAUGGCCUACAUUUACCACUGUCAGAACCACUACUUCUGUCCCGUGGGCUUCGAGGCCACACCUUUCAAAGCAGCCAAAGCCUACAGGGGUACAUUACCAACUAAUGAACUGGAACACUGGAUUCUGAUUGGUGAACCAAGCAGGAAACACCCUGCUAUUCACUGUAAAAAGUGGGCGGAUAUCGCCACAGAUCUCAACACACAAAAUCCAGAAUACCUUGAUAUUCGUCACACGGAGAGGGGAAUUCAGUGCCGUAAAACCAAAAAGGUGGGUGGGAAUCUUCACUGCAUCAUGGCCUUCCAGAGGGUCAACUGGCAGAAGCUAGGCCCCUGGGCCCUCAACCUGGAGAACCUGAGGCAUGACCUCCACCAUCAGGGGUCUGAGAGGGCCCAGGGGGGCUUAGCAGAGGUCCAGGAGGACAGGGAGAAGACCUCAGGAAAACACCAGGCUUUGGCCCGGCUAGGCCGCUCCAACAGCACAGGUACCAGUAACCAGAAGGACGUAGCUUGGAAACACCUGUCUAACACCACAGAGUACAGACACAGGAGCUCACCUGAGAGCGACGUCGAAGAAGAUGCCACAGAUGACUGAGACUCAAUGAGAAGGCUGUGAAGUUAGUGCUGCUAAAAUAUACUGGUUAGUAUCUCAAACGUUCUCAUAGUUUUUCACCAAAAAAGAGAGCCGAAGUGUUAUUUUACCCCGUCUAGCGUCAUCCAGAUUCCAUCAAGGAUUUUGCUUGAUUAUUUGUAAUGAAAACUUAGUACAACAUACAAGUCGAUACACUUUAGUGUAAAAGCUACGUUUAAUCGUCUAGCAAUGUAUAGAGGACUGCUGCUAUUAAUCAGAAUGUCUGAUAACAUUGCAUUUAAAAGCCAUUUAAGAAAUAGGAGAAUAAGAAUACAAAUCAAUUUAUUAUACGCUUUAAAGUGAGUGUGUUGGUUUGCGAAUGUGACUGAAAUCCAGUGACUAUUGUAAGCCAAGUUUUUCUCAACUCCACGAUGCACAUCACAUCAACGGAGUCGAGCGGAGACAACUGUGGGCAGACUGUACCUCCAACGAGUGGCUGUCAGUCGAUUAAACCCUUACCGUGUACCUAUGUUUGUCCUCUGUAGCUGUCUUUUUAAAUUCCUUACCGUGUACCUAUGUUUGUCCUCUGUAGCUGCCUUUUUAAAUUCCUUACCGUGUACCUAUGUUUGUCCUCUGUAGCUGUCUUUUUAAAUUCCUUACCGUGUACCUAUGUUUGUCCUCUGUAGCUGCCUUUUUAAAUUCCUUACCGUGUACCUAUGUUUGUCCUCUGUAGCCGCCUUUUUAAAUUCCUUACCGUGUACCUAUGUUUGUCCUCUGUAGCUGCCUUUUUAAAUUCCUUACCGUGUACCUAUGUUUGUCCUCUGUAGCUGCCUUUUUAAAUUCCUUACCGUGUACCUAUGUUUGUCCUCUGUAGCCGCCUUUUUAAAUUGCUUACCGUGUACCUAUGUUUGUCCUCUGUAGCUGCCUUUCUUAAAACUUCUUAUGGCUGCAAUCCCGUUAACGGGAUCGAUAUGACAACAGCCAGUGAAAGUGCAGGGCGCCAAAUUCAAACAACAGAAAUCUCAUAAUUAAAAUUCCUCAAACAUACAUGUAUCUUAUACCAUUUUAAAGGUAAUCUUGUUGUUAAUCCCACCAAGUGUCUGAUUUCAAAUAGGAUUUUCAGCGAAAGCACCACAAACGAUUAUUUUAGCUCACCGCCAAAUCACAGACAAACACAGUCAUUUUGCCAGCCAAAGAUAGCAGUCACAAAAAGCACAAAUAGAGAUAAAAUGAAUCAAUAACCUUUGAUCUUCAUCAGAUGACACUCAUAAGACUUCAUGUUACACAAUACAUGUAUGUUUUGUUUGAACAAGUUCAUAUAAAAAAAUCUGAGUUUACAUUGGCGCGUUACGUUCACUAGUUCCAAAAACAUCCAGUGAUUAGCCACAUCAUUCAACAGAAAUACUCAUCAUAAAUGUAGAUGAUAAUACAAGUUAUACACAUGGAAUUAUAGAUAUACCUCUCCUUAAGGCAACCGCUGGGUCAGAUUUCAAAAAGACUUUACGGAAAAAGCAAACCAUGCAAUAAUCUGAGACGGCGUUCAGAACAAUAGUCAAAUUAGCCGCCAUGUUGGAGUCAACAGAAACCAGAAAUUACAUGAUAAAUAUUCCCUUACCUUUGACGAUCUUCAUCAGAAUGCACUCCCAGGAAUCCCAGGUCCACAAUAAAUGCUUGAUUUGUUCGAUAAUGUCUGUUAUUUAUGUCCAAUUAGCUACUUUUGUUAGCGCGUUUGGUAAACAAUUCCAAAGUCACGAAGCGUGUUCACUAAAACCUAACGAAAUGUCCAAAAAUUCCGUAACAGUCAGUAGAAACAUGUCAAACGAUGUAUUGAAUCAAUCUUUAGAAUGUUGUUAACAUAAAUCUUGAAUAACGUUCCAACCGGAGAAUUACAUUGACUUCAGAUGAGCGAUGGAACGGAGCUCCCUCAUGUGAACGCGCAUGGUCAAAGAAUGGUCACCUUAUGGCAGACGUGACUAAUUGUCCUCUCAUUCGGCCCCCCUUCACAGUAGAGUCAUCAGACAAAGUUCUACAGACUGUUGACAUCUAGUGGAAGCCGUCAUUCAUAUCUUGCUGUAAUUUCAAUGGGAUCUUGGUUGAAAAUCGACCAGCCUAAUAAUUUCCACUUCCUGUUUGGAUUUUUUCUCAGGUUUUUGCCUGCCAUAUGAGUUCUGUUAUACUCAAACAGUUUUAGAAACUUCAGAGUGUUUUCUAUCCAAUACUAAUAAUAAUAUGCAUAUAUUAGCAACUAUGACUGAGGAGCAAGCCGUUUACUCUGGGCACCUCUGUGCACCUUUCAUCCAAGCUACUCAAUACUACCCCUGCAGCCACAAGAAGUUAAUUCUUUACCGUGUACCUAUGUUUGUCCUCUGUAGCCGCCUUUCUUAUUUCCUUACCGUGUACCUAUGUUUGUCCUCUGUAGCUGCCUUUCUUAAUUCCUUACCGUGUACCUAUGUUUGUCCUCUGUAGCUGCCUUUCUUAAUUCCUUACCUUGUACCUAUGUUUGUCCUCUGUAGCUGCCUUUCUUAAUUCCUUACAUUGUACCUGUGUUUGUCCUCUGUAGCUUCCUUUCUUAAUUCCUUACCGUGUACCUAUGUUUGUCCUCAGUUACUGCCUUUCUUAAACCCCUAUCUUGUACCUGUUUGUCCUCUGUAGCUGCCUUUCUUAAACCCCUACCGUGUACCUAUGUUUGUCCUCUGUAGCUGUUUGUAGCUGUGUGCCUUUCUUUGUUUGCUGAUAUCCGUACUUUUUAAUAAAACCUUUAUCCAAUACAACCACAGACUGUUUCCUUGUAUCGACCGACAGCGACUCCGCCCACAGUUGUCGCAAAAAAACUCCACUGAGAUGUAGAGUUGAGAAACCCAGCUACAGUAAAACUAACUACAGAAACAACCAUGGUAGAGUUGAGAAACCCAGCUACAGGAAAACUAACUAAAUAAACAACCAUGGUAGAGUUGAGAAACCCAGCUACAGGAAAACUAACUACAGAAACAAUGAUGUACAUAUGGUAGAGUUGAGAAACCCAUCUACAGUAAAACUAACUACAGAAACAACAGUGGUAGAGUUGAGAAACCCAGCUACAGGAAAACUAACUACAGAAACAACCGUGGUAGAGUUGAGAAACCCAGCUACAGGAAAACUAACUACAGAAACAACCAUGUACAGUCGUGGCCAAAAGUUUUGAGAAUGACACAAAUAUUAAUUUCCACAAAGUUUGCUGCUUCAGUGUCUUAAGAUAUUUCUGUCAGACGUUACUAUGGAAUACUGAAGUAUAAUUACAAGCAUUUCAGAAGUGUCAAAGGCUUUUAUUGACAAUUACAUGAAGUUGAUACAAAGGGUCUAGAUUUGCAGUGUUGACUCUUCUUUUUCAAGACCUCUGCAAUCCGCCCUGGCAUGCUGUCAAUUAACUUCUGGGCCACAUCCUGACUGAUGGCAGCCCAGUCUUGCAUAAUCAAUGCUUGGAGUUUGUCAGAAUUUGUGGGGUUUUGUUUGUCCAUCCGCAUCUUGAGGAUUGACCACAAGUUCUCAAUGGGAUUAAGGUCUGGGGAGUUUCCUGGCCAUGGAGACAAAAUAUCGAUGUUUUGUUCCCCGAGCCACUUAGUCAUCACUUUUGCCUCAUGGCAAGGUGCUCCAUCAUGCUGGAAAAGGCAUUGUUCGUCACCAAACUGUUCCUGGAUGGUUGGGAGAAGUUGCUCUCGGAGGAUGUGUUGGUACCAUUCUUUAUUCAUGGCUGUGUUCUUAGGCAAAAUUGUGAGUGAGCUCAUUCCCUUGGCUGAGAAGCAACCCCACACAUGAAUGGUCUCAGGAUGCUUUAUUGUUGGCAUGACGCAGGACUGAUGGUAGCGCUCACCUUGUCUUCUCCGGACAAGCUUUUUUCCGGAUGCCCCAAACAAUCGGAAAGGGAAUUCAUCAGAGAAAAUGACUUUACCCCAGUCCUCAGCAGUCCAAUCCCUGUACCUUUUGCAGAAUAUCAGUCUGUCCCUGAUGUUUUUCCUGGAGAGAAGUGGCUUCUUUGCUGCCCUUCUUGACACCAGGCCAUCCUCCAAAAGAUCCCCGAUCCCGCAGCUGAAUCAACUUUAGGAGACGGUCCUGGCGCUUGCUGGACUUUCUUGGGUUCCCCGACGCCUUCUUCACAACAAUUGAACCGCUCUCCUUGAAGUUCUUGAUGAUCCGAUAAAUGGUUGAUUUAGGUGCAAUCUUACUGGCAGCAAUAUCCUUGCCUGUGAAGCCCUUUUGUGCAAGCAAUGAUGACGGCACGUGUUUCCUUGCAGGUAACCAUGGUUGACAGAGGAAGAACAAUGAUUCCAAGCACCACCGUCCUUUUGAAGCUUCCAGUCUGUUAUUCGAACUCAAUCAGCAUGACAGAGUGAUCUCCAGCUUUGUCCUCAUCAACACUCACACCUGUGUUAACGAGAGAAUCACUGACAUGAUGUCAGCUGGUCCUUUUGUGGCAGGGCUGAAAUGCAGUGGAAAUGUUUUUUGGGGAUUCAGUUCAUUUGCAUGGCAAAGAGGGACUUUGUAAUUAAUUGUAAUUCAUCUGAUCACUCUUCAUAACAUUCUGGAGUAUAUGCAAAUUGCCAUCAUACAAACUGAGGCAGCAGACUUUGUGAAAAUUAAUAUUUGUGUCAUUCUCAACUUUUGGCCACGACUGUACAUAUGGUAGAGUUGAGAAACCCAGCUACAGUAAAACUAACUACAGAAACAACGAUGUACAUAUGGUAGAGUGGGUCCCGUGUGGUCCCGUGUAGGCUCAGUUGGUAGAGCAUGGCGCUUGCAACGCCAGGGUUGUGGGUUCAUUUCCCACUGGGGGACCAGGAUGAAUAUGUAUGAACUUUCCAAUUUGUAAGUCGCUCUGGAUAAGAGCGUCUGGUAAAUGACUUAAAUGUAAAUGUAAUGUAAAUGUAGAGUUGAGAAACCCAUCUACAGUAAAACUAACUACAGAAACAACCGUGGUAGAGUUGAGGAACCCAGCUACAGGAAAACUAACUACAGAAACGUGCAUCAGUGGGUACAGUUGACAUUGUGAUGUCCUGUGAAACUAUGUUAUGUGUAGACGUUCUUAUUCCCAAAGAAAAAACCUGAGAAAUCGAAGUCGACGGAUGCUCGUCACCUACCAAGAGGUAGAGCUUUAUCUCUGUGUUGUUAUUGAUGUCCAACGUGCGAGACAAAGGAUAAUGAGUGCACGCUUGUUUCCAUGUUGUGUCUAAAGCCACUGGUAUUGACUAUAUUUACUCAGUGCCACGCACACUACACACACACACACACACAGCCCAGGGCUACAAACAUUCAUUAUACCAUGCCAUGUCAUCCAUGGGUUUGCCCCAAAAUUACAUCGCCUGCAGUGUUUUACCUGACUUAGCAAACUAUCUGUUAGUAUCUCCUGCUUAGAUCUCCCUGCUCAAACAUCUGUGUUCUCGUGUUUAGACUUAUCCCAACACUACUGUAAAAUGUAUCAUUAUUUAUUCAUGUGGAUUAGAUUGACUCUUUUUUUCUUAAUAAAUAACAAUUUAUAUCAACUCA